AUGACAACAAUAAAUAUGAUACCUGAAUAUAGAAAUUAAUCAGACCUUGACGCGAACGAAUAGGAAAAGAAAAUAAGUUAAUUGCUACCCAGAAGAUGAUAUGUCUUGUGUUUUUAUAUUGAGAUGAGGCUGUCAAACGAUGAAGUAUACGACAAGUCGGACAUUGAAGGACGUCAGUAACAUAUAUGAGCGACGUCUACAAAAUAUAUUCACGAAAUUAAACAGAUUUAAAAUUGAUCACAUCCGUGUUAACUUUAUAUAGUUGGACUAACUACUGACUGAUUUCUGACACGAACAUACAGCCCUUAGAUGUUUUAUCAUUUACCAUGAAUCGGUGGUGUGUCUUUACAGCAAUAUGUAUUGGAAUUAUAUUACUUGGUAUCAGAACGACAGAAACCACAAAUUGUGACAAAACAUCGUUUAAUGGGUACUGCCGUGAUAGAACAAUCAGUGCUGAAGGAGAUCUCAAUAUUGCUAUCCCCGUCAGUAUACACGAGGCGAGGGAUGGUCAACGUUGCGGUGACAUCUCUGUUUCUGGGUUCCAGUCUGCGAUCGCAAUGGAGUGGAUUAUUAAAAUAUUGAAUGGGAACGAUUCCGGAAGUAGUUCUUUUAUUCCGGGCCUAACAUUAGGAUAUAAGAUAUUUGACGACUGUGGGCUUCCGUCCAGAACAUCAUCAUUUUUAACAGGUAUAUUCCACAAAGACAGUUAUAGCAACUUACAAGAAUGCGUGGCAUCUGACAACAUAUCCAUGUAUACAGGAAUUGUGGCAACGACGUCGCCAGAUUCUUCGUCAAUGGCAUUAGAAUUUAACCGUCCAGAGGUUCCAGUUAUAAGUGUUGACUAUCAUGAUGUAAACAAUGAUAAAGCACCAGGCGCCUUCUUUGGUGUAGAAAGUAUAGAAACUGAAAUAAAGGUUAUUCUUGAAUUUAUAAAUCGUCAAAACUGGAAUUUCAUUGGAGUAGUUUUCACAGAAGAUUCAGUUGGGAUGCAAUACCUCGAUUCACUUAUGAAGCAAUCAUCCGGCUUGGAUAUAUGUUAUCUUCAACUUCCGGUGAAUCCUGGAAAUGUCAGUUCUGUUGUUAAUAAUUUAAUAAUUACAGAACAAAAUAACUAUGCUGCAAACGAAACGUUUGGUGUCUUGUAUUUUGGAUCAGUAAAAGAGUGUAUUCUGUUUUUACAAGAAAUUAAAUCAUCACCACACAGUAUUGCUUCAAAAUUAAUGGUACUAUUAGCGUCCUCUGUUGGAAAAGGGAACCAGCUAUAUGAAGCUACCAGACCACUAACAAAUGAUAUUUUUUUAAUUUCACCUCAUCAAAUAAUGCUACAGAAUUUUACAAGAUAUUUUCAAAAUGUGGUCGAAAACAGUGCAUAUCAACAUCUUGAACCAUGGUUUUCAGAAUACAAACAACAUAUAUGUUUCCUGCUUCAGAAACAAGAUUGUGGAGCCAAUGACAUCAUGGCUUAUUACAAACAGGAGUCGCAAGUGGACAAAAGUGUUGUCAGUUUAAUUUCAAUUGCCAAUGCAUUGUUUAAUAUGCAAAAACAAUUCUGUAAUGGAAUAACAGGACUUUGCAAUGAAAUGGUUCAAAACCUGAAUCAAAUGUCAUCCUAUAUGCAUGCAUCGAACGUUUCACUGCAAACAAUUUCGUCCUUUUAUCAUAUUGAUGAUACUGUUGGAUUUGGUACGAACAUAUUGUCUUUAGGAAAGUCCGUCUAUGAUAUUUUUAAUCUGACUAAAAGUAAUGAAAGCCUGAUAGGCAGUUUUUCGAAUGGGGUACUUAAUCUGGACUCUAAUGCACGUAUUCAGGAAUCUAUUUGCAAAGAAAAAUGCUCAAGAUGUAUUGAAAGUGAAAAACUACAGUUUGGUUACACACCAGGAGAUGUACUUAUUUUGGGUCUAUUUUCUAUACAUCAAGAUGCUUAUGAAACAUCAAAUGACGAAAGCAAGAUAUUUAAAUGUGGCAGUUAUAGAACUGGAUCCACUGCAAUCAUAACUGUGUCUUCAUUCCUUGAAAGUGUGAAAUCAUUGCGAGAUCCCAGUAAAACAGGGUUAAAUUUUGGUGCUGUAGCUUUAGAUGACUGUUAUAACGAACUCAACAUAAGUGCACUCAUUACCGAGUUGUUUACUGGACAGCGCAUCUUGCGCGACCCAAAAAGCAAGGCGCAAAUAUCUUUUUCAAAAGUUGUAGCUGUAGUUGGAGCACUUUCCAGUCGUGUGACACAGCGAAUAGCUGACCUCAUGAGCUCACUCCAUAUUCCUAUAGUGUCUUAUGGCGCUUCAGCUACAACUCUGGACAAUAGGGUUCGAUACCCAUAUUUCAUGAGAACUGUCCCCAGCGAUUCUCUACAAAUUGAAGGAAUGAUUAAGUUAAUCUCAAAACUAAAUGUUAAAUAUACAGGAGCAUUAUAUAUCGACGAUGCCUACGGUGCUAGUGGGAUAGAAGGUGUAAAGGAACUGGCACGGUCUAAUGGUAUAUGUAUUUAUAAACCGUACAGUAUUGCUGAGGACACCAGUACUAUUAAAAUGAAACAAAUUCUGAAUGAUAAUCGUUAUAUUGGAGGUGUAAACGUAAUUGUCAUGUUUUCCAUAGAUACCAUUAUACAAAAUAUCCUUGGCGACAAAGUGCUUUCAGACGACAAAGAUCGCAAUAUGUCGUCAUACGCGCCAAUAUUCGUGUCUAGUGAAGGAUGGGGUACGCCCCCUAAUUUGGCCAACAAAGAAUCGGCAGGUUCUUUAGUCUUUACAACUGACAGUAACAGGCAAGUCCCAGGAUCAUUCAAAGAUUAUCUUAGUUCUCUGAAAGUUUCGACUAAAACCGAAAACCCAUGGCUCGACAGGUUUUGGGAGGAACAUUUAAAGUGUUAUAUGCCAAGGUCAUUUGAAAAACUUUCGGAGUGGACCAGCCGUUGUAAUAUGAAUGCAAAACUCAACGAUGAGGUCAUUAAGAGUCUAGUGUCUGACCAACGUAAUAUACACACCGAGAUAGCAGUUUAUGCCAUUGGACUUGCAUAUAAAUCGUUUAAUGGGAAAUCAGUAUGCCGCACUUCUGGAAAUUGUUUUAAACGGAAUAAAGAAAAUGCUUCAAACUGGACUGAAGCCAUUCGAAGUAUAACGAUUCCAUUAUCAGAUUUGACUAAUUUCAGACCAUUUAAACCCGAUGGCAAUGGAAACUUAGGUUUUACCAUUCAUAAUAUACAAAAGAAUUCCAGUUCCAGUUUUUCAUAUGUAAAGGUCGGAUCAUACGACGGAACUCUUUCGUUACAAACGCAAGAUUUGAAAUUCUAUGACCAUCUAGGACAAGAAAGAACAUUAAAUCCAAUAUCCUGUCCAACAAGUAAAUGUCCAGAUGCAUGUAUUACGACCACGAUUCCUGCCGAAACAUCAACAGUAUCUGCAAUUUCUAAUGUCCAAACGUCAACUGAUAUCAUAGCUAUUGUCCUUGGAGCUGUUGCAGGCAUUUUAUUCCUGAUUGUUAUAAUGUUGACAAUUCUCGUUUUCAAAGCUUUGAGAACUAACAACAAUACUGCAAUGGACGAUAAAUCUAAAGAAUUACAGAUGGAUCACUUGUCAGUUCCAAUUCACCAUAGAAGUAAUAGAAGCUUGAAUGGUAUAUAUAAUGAACCAUAUUCCCAACAUAGCAGUGUAAGCGAUCUUAGAAGGGUACAUCACAAUAAAGGAUUCCACAGUGAUAACGAAUCGGCUGGUCAUCCUCCGCCUUCUACUUCAAGCGGCAUAGUGGCUGGAUCAAGUUCCGAUUCCGCCGGAAGUCAUAUAGUGUAUUCUGAUAUGGCUCAGGCUGUUCCAAGACCUAACGAAGGUCUUAAUUAUUUGUCACCAGAAUCGUCCGAUGUUUCAAACCAGUCAUUAAAAGAUUUAACUAAACGUGUUUUGCAACCGCAAAGCAAUCAAGGAAUUCAAAACCAGGAACCUCGCACUGAUUCAAGUAUGACUUAUCUUUCGGCGAAUGAACUUUUAUUGGAUGACGAAGAAGAAUCGAAUGUAAAUACUAAUGAUAGUCCUUACGACUUUGGAGAUCCUGAAAAAUUAGGGGUUGCACCUAUCCCUCCAGGUUUAGAUCCAACUGAUAAAGAAAACAUUGCUCCACCUGCUUAUUCUCUGAGUGGAUACAAUCAAGGAAUACGACGGCCUCAAACAUUGCCGGGAAUCAGUCCUCUUCAACUUAGACCACAAGAAAUAUCAAAUACAGGUUACCCAAGUCCGUCAGCGCACUGCAACCUUUAUACCAACGAUAUGUAUUUAAAACCCGUCUCUGAUGCUUUACCAACCUAUCAGCAGCAUCUAGAACAAAAACAGCAGUUCCAAAAUGGAAGGGCACACCAUGUCGAAAUGCCUACAAAUAUGUCGCCAAACUGUUACAACAAUGUUCGGUUAUUUCGACCUAAUUCUCAACAGAACGGCACAGCCCAACUGCCAGUUUUAUCACCUUUCACAGAACAAGUAUAUUUUACAAGUAAUAACUCUUUGUCACCGUCUUCGAGAUUCGGAAGUCCAGGGUCUUCUAUAAUUUCUUUAUCGCCUGCUCAAAAAGAGGAAUUGUUAAGUAGAAUUUUACAUGAAAAUCCAAGUUAUUUUCACAAUCAGUGCAAUAUAAACUAUAGAUCACCUGGAUCGUCCGUUAACUCCCCUCAAUCAAAUAAUGCAAUGAGUCCAAAUGGCAAAUUAAAACAAGUUGUUGAACCAAUCUCAGUUGAUACGGGAAUACACGGAGCAAUAGAAAUUGAAGAUCGCGAAGAAGUGAUGAUAUAAAGGAUAUUUUAUCUUUGUAUCAUCCAUUAUAUCAAGGCACGUUUAUAUCAG
This is a messenger RNA of Mytilus trossulus (common blue mussel), 4820 nucleotides long. RefSeq lists its product as uncharacterized. Bases 327 to 4769 code for a protein of 1480 amino acids. The record is from RefSeq and is a predicted model, not a curated record. Gene Ontology annotation, biological process: G protein-coupled glutamate receptor signaling pathway; regulation of synaptic transmission, glutamatergic. The transcript is spliced from 8 exons. Gene Ontology annotation, molecular function: adenylate cyclase inhibiting G protein-coupled glutamate receptor activity. NCBI's taxonomy places the organism in Eukaryota, Metazoa, Mollusca, Bivalvia, Mytilida, Mytilidae. Gene Ontology annotation, cellular component: plasma membrane.